Acanthoscelides obtectus is the source of this 1643-nucleotide messenger RNA. The record is from the annotation of a GenBank genome assembly. NCBI's taxonomy places the organism in Eukaryota, Metazoa, Arthropoda, Insecta, Coleoptera, Chrysomelidae.
AUGGAGCAGCGGUCUGAUGACUUUAAACCAAAAUACGGCGAAUUUCCCUGUCCCUCUUGUGGCCGAAUUUUCAAAGUAGAAAGUUCAGUACGACGGCACAUCAGAUACUUCUGCGGAAAGAAGCCACCACCGAUCACGGGCUAUACAAAGUACGGCGAAGACGAUUAUGAAUGCACCAAAUGCAAGAAGCACUAUAAACUGUUUUGUACUUUGAAAAGGCACAUACUGCAUGAGUGUGAUAAGCCUCCUAAAAUUGAGUGCCCAAUUGUGGGUUGUAACUAUAAGGCGAAAAUGCGAGACAGGAUGCUGAAUCAUUGCCGGAUGGUGCAUAAGAUGGACAUGUAGCUGAUAGUGUUCGUUUUCUGGGGUUCAGGAACUUGUGGUGAUGUAGAGGCAAAAGCAUUAUAUACAUAUUUGGAGACACAUUUCUGAAAUACUGUCAAUUCAAUUAUAUAGUAUAUCUCGAUUUUGAUCCACAUAUCAAAGUUAUUUUUUUUAAAGUGUCGCCCUAUUUUUCUUACAUUUUCGGAUUAAAUCUUAAAAAAAACAGGAUUGGCGUAACAUACUCAAGGGUUUUUAUUAUCAGUUAUUGAGUUGGGUAUUAUAUCUGAAAAAAAUACUAAAGCCUACAUACCCGGACAGUGACUUUAGUGUCAGUAUUUUUUGAUUAACCUCAGUUUGAAACUAAUCAUUCCAUGUAUUAAUUUUACUGAUUGAGCAACUUUCAAGAGAACACGCUGUAUAUUCUAACUUAUUUGGAUUCCCCUUCUUACAAGAUUUAAUAUAAGCUUUUUACGUAUUAAGUUCUUGAGUUAUUUAAUUUUUUUAUAAAUUGUAGACUGUUAAUAAAUAAUCUCAUUGUCCAUGAAAUCAAAGGAAACAUAUUAUAUUUAUACUUAACACUAACUCCUUCUAAUCCAUUAAAUUAGAACUUUUCCAUGGAACCGAUAUAGCUUCACGUGUAUAAAAUAAAUUGAACACCGAAAGCUUGAUAAAAAUGAAAUGUGUUACAUUUUGGAAGGAAAGUAUGGCAUAAACAAUACUUUUGAAUCCUAAAUUUUGCGGUUGCAGUUUGGCAGAUAAGUAACAAGCAUCAGGCUUGCUCAUACUAAAAGUAUUACGCGGUGAAGUAGAUAAGCGUGAUAUAAGCAAGAAAUGACAUCUUUUUUUACACCGAAGCAGCCGCGCAGGCAGAUGUCUAAAUCCCAAAGAAAUUUUGUUGAUCCGAUUUUUCAGGUGCCUUAGGUUAGUAGAUCUAGAAAAAGCCUCCCGUUGUGGAUAGUUCCACAAUCUCGACAGCCUCGGGACAAAGAAGCGAUCAAGAGUUUUUGCUUUUAAGUUAUAGUUUCUUAAACAGAUGGGAUGAAUGUAUACUGGAGAUUUGAUAAAAUUGAAUCAACUGUCAAAUGCAUGUAAACUCUGCAGUUAAUUUUAUAUACUUACUUCUUGUCCGAGACCAUAAUUUAUGUAAUGUGAAAAUGAGUAUACAUAGUUUUAUUUGUUAUGGAAAACAUAUUUUAUCCAUGUUAAUGCUGUUGCGACUUUUAAAUAUCAUGUUUCUGUUAGAUAUAGUAUGAAUACUGUAAAUAUAAUUAUGUUUAUUUUAAGGGAUAACGGUUGAGUUUGGAUUAUUGCAAAGUGUG